AUGCUCGCUCCUAUCCGCAACUCGAUGCUCCAGCGCGCUGGCGCUCGCUUGAUGCGACUUGGCAGUAUCCGCUCGCUCGCUACACACGCUUCUGCUGCGCCCAUCACCUAUACCGAGGCUCCCGCAUCCAAGCCUGCUACCUUGCACCUCAAGACUGGCGAGGCCUUCACUGGUCGCUCGUUCGGGGCUCCUCGCAGCGUGUUUGGUGAAACAGUGUUCACCACCUCGAUUACCUCGUACACCGAGUCGCUCACUGAUCCAUCGUACCAGGGGCAGAUCCUCACUUUUACUCAGCCUCUCAUGGGCAACUAUGGUGUGCCCGACAACGGAAGCGGACAGUCGCCUGUCGAGCACCCGGCUGAUGUCGACGUGGGUGCCUUCCUCGAGUCCAACAAGGUCCAAGCUGCCGGCGUGGUUGUUUCGAACCUUGCCGAGCGCUUUUCGCACUACCUUGCCAAAGAGUCGCUCGCCACCUGGUGUGCUCGUCACAACGUCCCCGGUAUCUUUGGCGUCGACACUCGUGCCAUCACGUCGCUCCUACGAGACCAGGGUUCUACGCUCGGCGCCAUCCUUGUUGGCGAUGGCCACGACAAAGCGCCCGCUGUGGGUGACUACGUUGAUCCUAUGGCCGAGAACCUGAUCGCCAAGGUGUCGACCAAGCAGCCGUAUGUGCUCCACCCUGUCGGCGGUGCCAAGGCUGCGCGAGCGCACGUUGCACUGAUGGACUUUGGCUGCAAGGCCAACAUCCUCCGAUCUCUGCUCCGCCGUGGUGCUUCGGUGACGGUGCUGCCAUGGAACUUUGACUUCAACAAGGUGCGCGAUGGAUUCGACGGUCUGUUCCUCUCCAACGGACCGGGGUCUCCGUACUCGAUCGAACCGGCUCUCGACAUGGCACGCAAGGCGAUCGCCGAAUGGGACCGACCGAUCUUUGGCAUCUGCAUGGGCAACCAAGUGAUCGGUAUCGCCGCUGGUGUCGAGGCGUACCGCAUGAAGUUUGGCAAUCGAGGUCACAACCAGCCCGUCGUAGCACUCAAGUCGGCAGGAAACUUUGUGAAGCGCGGUCGUGUCUACAUCACCUCGCAGAACCACGGGUACGCUCUCACCCCGGACGAGUCCAAGUGGCCGGAAGGAUGGCAGCCCUGGUUCGUCAAUGCGAACGAUUCGUCGGUCGAAGGCAUCAUCAGGACGCAGUUGAACGAACAACGCGCCAUGGUCUGGGGUGUGCAGUUCCACCCGGAACACGCCGGUGGGCCCGAGGACACCAACGGUAUCUUUGAAGACUUUGUCGAGGAGGUCGUCAGGAUCAAGCGUAGCCAGGGCAGGGAUGUCGGCGCCGGUCUGCCCGAGCAUAUGCACGUCAACCAGGGCGCUCCUGCUUUCCCCGCUCACGAGUUCGGCGUGGUUGGUCAGAGCCCUGCUCACCUUUAG
This is a messenger RNA of Mycosarcoma maydis (corn smut), 1428 nucleotides long. RefSeq names its product carbamoyl-phosphate synthase (glutamine-hydrolyzing) CPA1. Gene Ontology annotation, cellular component: cytoplasm; carbamoyl-phosphate synthase complex. Gene Ontology annotation, molecular function: carbamoyl-phosphate synthase (glutamine-hydrolyzing) activity. Bases 1 to 1428 code for a protein of 475 amino acids. The transcript has a single exon. The record is from RefSeq and is a predicted model, not a curated record. Gene Ontology annotation, biological process: L-arginine biosynthetic process; L-glutamine metabolic process; 'de novo' pyrimidine nucleobase biosynthetic process. NCBI's taxonomy places the organism in Eukaryota, Fungi, Basidiomycota, Ustilaginomycetes, Ustilaginales.